Molecule: messenger RNA, 921 nt
Organism: Aphis gossypii (cotton aphid)
Lineage: Eukaryota; Metazoa; Arthropoda; Insecta; Hemiptera; Aphididae
Exons: 3
Coding region: 111-602 (163 amino acids)
Source: RefSeq, a predicted model, not a curated record
UUGAAAUGCUUGAAAGAACUAUAGAAGUAAAAUGGUAAAUUAUUUAGUACUACAUGAACUUCCUGAUUCAUUUGAUAUUCAAACAAUUUUAAAAUAGUAACCAAGUAACAAUGCAAUAUAUAAUAGCAUAUCUGUUGAUAACUGGAGCAACUUUUCAAAUUGCACAAUCAGCAGAAGACCAAUUACAAACUGAACUAUGGAUUUUAUCAAAUUUAUCAAAAUCAUUUUCAUGGAUUGAAAAUUUUGCCAAGAAAGCAACUAAUGAUAUUGUGAAUUUACCAAACAACAUAAAAAACACAAUACAAAAUAUCAUGACUGUAUCGGCUAUAACAAAUCCAGAAAUGAUAGAUAAUAAUGUGGCAAGAGUGCAGAUUUAUACUUCAAAAAUCAUACCAUCUCAAGAGUCAGUAACAGAAAUUAUUGAAAAAGAAAUCGAACUACCUCAACAAUUAGUUACAAAUAAUGAAGAAAUAACCAUACCAUCAUCAAAUAUCAUUUAUUCUAUGAUGUCACCUGAAAUAAUAGAAACAAAUACCAAACAAGAAAUCAUGCCACUACAAGUUUCAGAAACAGAAAUGAAUAUAGUAAUUCCUCAAACAUAGGAAACACUAAAAUAUAAUAAUAAUAAUAGAUUUUUCAAUUGUUUAGUCUUUAAAUUAAUAGUUAUUUUAUUUAAAAAUAUAUUAAUACAACACAUUAUAAUACAGUAAAAUCUCUUUAUAACAGACGCUCUAUUAAACGGAAUCUUCCUUAAAAUGGAAAAUAUCAAUAGUCUCGGUUCAAAUAGGUAAUAUAAUAUAAUACUACCUCCCUAUAACUGAAAACUCUUUAUAAUAGAAAAAACUGUUAGUCCCAAGUGAUUUCGUUAUAGAAAGGUUUCACUGGAUUUAUUAUUAAUAAAAUAAUACUAUUAUUUAUUUA